ACUACUGUCAUACAUGUUUUGAUAUUUUAUAACAAGGUUUAUUUAAUCAUUAUAAUCAAAUAAAAAAUGCAAUUAGAAGGAUUUUAACGUAAUAAACAACUAGUGAUAUAAAACUUCGUAUUGCUUUAGGUAUUAAAAAAAAUUGAAAACGAUAAAAAAAAUUAUGGUUUAUUAGAAUUUAUACAAAUAAAGAUGGACUAUUUGGUAGAAACAAUAAUAUUAGGAAUCGAUUCAAUCAUUUUCAUAACAUGCGUUCGAAAUUACUACAAAAACAAAAAUGCUAUGACUAUGAUUCAGGGUGCGCCAUAUCUGAAUAUCAAUAAAGAUCUCAAGGAAAUUGUUUUAACACAUCCUGACAAAAAGUUAUCAUACGUUUCAAUUCGGGGGACAGUUAAACCAUUAGGAAAACCAAUUAUAAGCAACAAUAAUGCAGAUGUUGAAGGUGUUGUUCAAUUAUUGAGAAUCAAAGAACAUGUAAUUCAGAGAAGCACAACAGGUUUUUGGAAUGAUUCUGAGCGUAUCAUACAGGAAGUGCAUAAUAUUAUGCCAUUUUCUAUCGAGAGUAAAGGUAUGGAAGUAGAAAUCAUGGAUCCCCUUGCUGCAGACAUUCUAGAUAUGGAUGUAAUAUCUGAUGUAUUUCAUCCUACUGUUCCAAGUGUAAUGGAUCAUAUUUGGGGAUUUUUUGCUGGAAUUAGACAAAGGGGUAUUCAAUCAACAGAAAAGAUGUUAAGGAAAGGAACAAUGAUUACUGGAAUUGGUGAAUUGGUAUAUUCUAAGGAUGGGAAUGUUUUGCAACUACAACCACCUACAAAUGGUGCUCCAUUCUAUCUUACAAAUAUGCAAGUCACAUCACUAGUCAAAAAACUAGAGAGUUCUAAACGAAAUUACAGAUGGCUAUGUUUGCUCUUUGGAUCAAUUGGAAUCUUAGUAGGAGGUUUAAUUAUUAGAAAAUAUUUGAGAUAUCGUUCUAAACAAAUUCAAGAAGCUGAAAUAAAGAGACAGUUGGAGGAAUCUAGAAAGGAAAGAAGAAAAAAGACCAGAGCAAAAGACAUGAUUGAAAGUCAAGUUUGUGUGGUGUGCCGAACAAACCCUAUUGAGAUUAUUCUUUUGCCAUGUGGUCAUGUUUGUCUGUGUGAAGAUUGUUCUGAUGAUAUCCAAGAGAGUUGCCCUGUCUGUCGUUCACCUAUUGAGAGGAAAUCUGUGGCAUAUGUGGCUUGAAUGUAAUUGAAAUUUAUUUGUCGUUGUAUAGUUUUAUUAUUUUCACACUCAAUAAAUAUAAGAUGCGAAAA
Molecule: messenger RNA, 1289 nt
Organism: Coccinella septempunctata (seven-spotted ladybird)
Lineage: Eukaryota; Metazoa; Arthropoda; Insecta; Coleoptera; Coccinellidae
Gene: Mul1
Product: mitochondrial E3 ubiquitin protein ligase 1
Exons: 6
Coding region: 193-1218 (341 amino acids)
Biological process (GO): protein ubiquitination; organelle organization
Molecular function (GO): ubiquitin-protein transferase activity
Source: RefSeq, a predicted model, not a curated record